Molecule: messenger RNA, 1694 nt
Organism: Corythoichthys intestinalis (scribbled pipefish)
Lineage: Eukaryota; Metazoa; Chordata; Actinopteri; Syngnathiformes; Syngnathidae
Gene: st13
Product: ST13 Hsp70 interacting protein
Exons: 13
Coding region: 170-1258 (362 amino acids)
Molecular function (GO): protein dimerization activity; Hsp70 protein binding
Source: RefSeq, a predicted model, not a curated record
UCACGGGGCUGGUCGACUUGUGCCUGAAUGAAAAGACACAACAAGCGACGCUUGCGCCUGGGAAACAGAUUUAGGACGUCUACUACUGACUACUACCUUCUGCUUUAUCCGCUUCUUUGUUAAACCUGCGAGUCACUGCGCAGUGCUUGCCUGGACGUUACUCAGAAGUAUGGACUCCCGAAAAGUGGCAGAGUUAAAGGGCUUCGUGCAACUAUGCGAGUCCAAUCCCGCCAUCCUGCAACUUCCCGAGAUGGCUUUCUUCCGGACUUGGUUGCAGAGCAUGGGUGCAAAAAUACCCCAAACUUCCCCCAAGAGUCAUUGCCAGGGCGAGUGUCCCUGUGGUCCUCCACCUAAAUCUAAAGCUUCCCCAACUGAGCCGGCGCCUCCUGUUUCGUCCGAGAGCGAGGAGAGUGAACUAGAGGAAGACCGGGAGGGCGUCAUUGAACCAGACACGGACGCACCACAGGAAAUGGGAGAUCCUGAUGUUGAGGUGACAGAAGAGAUGAUGGACAUGGCCAAUGACAAAAAGAUGGAAGCCAUUGAUGCUCUUGGAGGAGGUGAUCUGCAGAAAGCACUGGCUCUCUUCACAGAGGCAAUCAAGCUAAAUCCCUGCGUGGCCAUUAUGUACGCAAAGAGGGCAAGCGUUUAUGUACAGAUGCAGAAACCCAAUGCAGCCAUCCGAGACUGUGACAGAGCCAUCCAGAUCAACCCGGACUCGGCGCAGCCUUACAAAUGGAGGGGGAAGGCCCACCGGCUGCUGGGUCACUGGGAGGAGGCAGCCCGGGAUCUGGCCACAGCGUGUAAACUGGAUUAUGAUGAAGAUGCCAAUGCACUGCAGAAGGAAGUCCAACCUAAGGCAAACAGAAUCAUCGAGCACCGGCGCAAAUGUGAACGCAAGAGGGAAGAGAAGGAGAUCAGGGAGAAGCAGGAGCGCAUCAAGAAAGCAAGGGAAGAGCAUGCUCGGGCUCAGAAGGAAGAGGAAGCCAGAGGAGGGGCAGGAGGAGGAGCAGGAUUCUUCCCAGGUGGGGCAGGAUUCCCUGGCGGAUUCCCAGGCGGCGCCGCCGGCAUGCCAGGUCUGAAUGACCUCCUGCAAGAUCCAGAGUUGCUCACUGCCAUGCAGGAUCCAGAGGUGAUGACUGCCUUCCAGGAUGUUGCACAGAAUCCCGCUAACAUUGCAAAGUACCAGAACAACCCUAAGAUUAUGGCGCUAGUCACCAAGCUGAGUUCCAAGUUUGGAGGCGCCGCACCGCAGCCGUAGAGACGAGACGAGGAUUUGGUUCGCUGCAGGAAUCUUUUUGAGGGCUUUUCAGUAAUCCACGGCGUGCAUAUCAAACGUUUUCGGGCCGUCACUUAAUCUGAGUGUUAGUAGUUACAGGAGCUUGGGGUUGAGUUCAAAUCAGAGCAAUUUUGUCCAUACUAAAAGCAAACAGAGGGAUGUCGGGGGGUAUUUACGGCCCUACUGUGACUUGAAUUUUUCCAACUAACCACGGUUGUUUCCUGAAUUUGCAUUCGCAGAGCUCCUGCACUUGUUUUUUUUUUUUUUUUUUUUUUUUUUUUUUUUUUUUAACCGUCCUAAAGGCAAAAGUGGGUUUGUUGAAAUUGCGGAGAACAUUUUUUUUUUUGUCAUCCAAAAAACGAGAUUUGGUCUCUGGCCCGUUUGGGAGAAAUGGUUAAUAAAGCUGGUUUCUAUAAGG